AUGGAAGAAGAACAAGUUUAUCAAAAAGCAUAUGAAUGCUUUCAAAGAAAAGAAUUUGAACAAUCUUUAAAAUUAUUAAAAGAGAUCAAAGAAAAGAACCAAUAUCAAUCUACUGUAGAGAUUCAAAUGAAUAUAUUAGUUGCAGAAUUUUAUAAUAGAAAUUGUUUAAAUCAUUUAAAAUUAAUUGAAGAUUUAAAUCAGUUAUUAAAAUCAUUAGUAACAAAUAAACAACAUCAACCACAACAACAACCAUCACAAGACAAUUCAUCACCAAUAUUAUCAUCAACAUCAAUAACAUCACCACCACCACCAACCAUUGGUUUAGAUUCACAGCCACAAUCAACAACAACAACAACAUCAACAUCAACAACAUCAACAACAUCAACAACAUCAACAACACAAACACAAACAAUUAAUGAUUUACUUGACAAUGAACAAGCAUUAAUAUUAUAUAAUCAAGCAGUUAUUUAUUUUAAUAUUAAACAACAUGGAUCAAGUUAUAAAAUAUUAGAACAACUUUUUUCACAGGUUUUAUCUUUUGAUGACUUUUUAGGCAUUAGAAUUUGUUUACUCUUUAUAAAUGUUACAAUAGAAGGUCAACUUUAUGAUAAGGCAUAUUCUAUUUUACUUUUUUUAGAUAAAUCUUUUGACCAUUUUUUUUAUAUUAGUGGCGAUAAUGAACAAACAAAUAACAAUAACUAUCAAAAUACACAAAUGACUCCAACUGAAUUUAAAUUUUUAAUUCAUUUUUAUAAAUCUAAAAUUUAUUUAUUAUCCAAUUUACAUUAUUUAAAAGCAUAUGAAGAUAUUGAAAAAGCAUUAGAAUUAAGUUUAAAGAUUGACUAUUCACCAUUAAUAGGAUCAUGUAAUUCAUUAAAAGCAAAUUACUUUAGUAUGAAAUUAGAUACACAAAAUACAAUAAAACAUUUAUUAUCAUCAAAUAUAUCAUCAACAACAACAACAACAACAACAACAACAAACUCAAUAGUAAAAUCAUCACUUUCAUUUGGUAAUGAUUUAAUUAUGGAGUCAAUAACACCAGGUAUCUUUUAUAAUAAUAUUGGUUCAUUACAUUUUAAUAUUCAAGAUUAUACAUUAGCAAAUUAUUAUUUUUCAAAGUCAUUAAAAGAAACACAACCAACUUCAACUUCUUCAACAACUGCCACAGCAACCACAACCACAACACCACAAACAUUAAUAUCAACGGAUAAAAGAGCUCAAGUAUUUUUUAAUACAGGUAUAGUUUUAAUGGCAAGUGGAAAGUAUGAAUUAGCUUUCUCUUGUCUUCAAGAAUCUUGUAUUUUAUUAAGAUGUAGUCCUUUGGUUUGGUUAAGAUUAGCUGAAUGUUGUAUAUUAGCACAUCAAAAUAAAUUAAAGGAUAAAUUAUCACAAUCAGAUAAUUCUACUACUGAUGAUGAUAAUAGUAAUAAUAAUAUUGAUGGUUCUAUAGAAAAAGAUAAUGAAAAGGAUACUAGCGAAAAGGAUAAUAUUAGAUAUAGGCAAUCACAAACACAAACACAAACACAAACACAAUCACAAUCACAAUCACAAUCACAAUCACAAUCACAAUCACAAUCACAAUCACAAACACAAACACAAUCUCAACCUCAACAAACUCAACAACAUCAACAACAACAACCACAACAACAACCACCACAACAACAAUCACAAUCACAACCUGAAGUUAAUGAUAACUUUGAAAGUAAUAUAGAGAAAAUUAAAGGAAAAGAGGAUGAAGAAGAUGAAGAAGAAUUAAUUUUUGGUAGAAUUAAAAUUUUAAAUGAUUCUAUUUUAUUACCAAUCGUAAGUGGUCUUCAUAAAGGUCUUCAAAUUGGUGAUAGUGAUGUUGUUCAAUCUAGUCUUUCAGCUUCUGAUGAUAUGGAAGAGUCUUUAAGUAGACUUGGUACUUUAUCACUAGACUUUGCAAAUAAAUGUUUAAGAAAUGCUCAUUACUUGGAAAAAUUAAUUUUACAAAAAAAGUCUGAAAGAAAUCAAUCAAAAAAUAAUAAUAAUAAUAAUAAUAAUAAUAAUAAUAAUAAUAAUAAUAAUAAUAAUAAUAAUAAUAAUAAUAAUAAUAAUAAUAAUAAUAAUCAAAAUAAUGAAGAUAGAGAAAUGGAAAAUGAAGAUGAAUUAUUUCAAGAAUAUCAUAAUGAUUUAUUAUUAUCAAUUUUAGCAUCACAAGCAUAUGUUUCACUUUGUACACGUAACCCUAUUUUAGCAUUAUCGGCAUCUCAACAAAUUUUGAAUAUUUAUUCACAGAAUGAAAUUAAUAAUAAAAAUUCAACAACAACAACAUCAACAACAACAACAACAACAACUACAACGAUACCAAUUAAUCCGAAAUAUAAAUAUUAUGCACAUUUAUAUGCAACCGAAGCAUGUUUAUUUUUAAAUUUACAAAAACAAGCAAUUCAAUUUCUAUCUUUAGAUUUUAUUCAACAAUUACAACAACAACAUCAACAAUAUCAACAACAACAGCAACAACAACAGCAACAACAACAUACAUCUUUAGCAUUGGAUUUGGAAUCAUCUAGUACACUUUAUUUAAAUCUGGCAAUAGCUCAUUUAAUUAAUAAUGAUUUUGAAAGUGCAGAGAUAUCAAUCCAACAGUUACAAUCUUAUUUGGUAAAUCAAUACAACCAAUAUCAUAAUUUUUAUAGUCAAAAUCAACAAAUGAUUCAAUUGCAACAACUAUAUGAAAUUUCAAAAAAAAUUAAUUUAUUAAAAGUUUAUAUCGAGUUAAGAAAAGGAAAUACAGAAAAUGCAUUAAAUAUAAUUUUAAGUGGAAGACCUUCUCCAAAUUAA
Molecule: messenger RNA, 2805 nt
Organism: Dictyostelium discoideum AX4
Lineage: Eukaryota; Evosea; Eumycetozoa; Dictyosteliales; Dictyosteliaceae
Exons: 2
Coding region: 1-2805 (934 amino acids)
Cellular component (GO): CCR4-NOT complex
Source: RefSeq, a predicted model, not a curated record